Rangifer tarandus platyrhynchus (Svalbard reindeer) is the source of this 921-nucleotide messenger RNA. Lineage: Eukaryota; Metazoa; Chordata; Mammalia; Artiodactyla; Cervidae. The record is from the annotation of a GenBank genome assembly.
AUGUGGAGACGCUGGCUCGCGCUCGCGCUGGUGACGGUCGCCUGGGUCCACGCCGAGGAGCAAGUAAGGAGCAAAUCCAAGAUCUGUGCCAAUGUGUUUUGUGGAGCUGGCCGGGAAUGUGCAGUCACAGAGAAAGGAGAGCCUACCUGCCUCUGCAUCGAGCAAUGCAAACCUCACAAGAGACCUGUGUGUGGCAGCAAUGGCAAGACCUACCUCAACCACUGUGAGCUGCAUAGAGAUGCCUGCCUCACUGGAUCCAAAAUCCAGGUCGAUUAUGAUGGACACUGCAAAGAGAAGAAAUCUGUAAGUCCUUCUGCCAGCCCAGUCGUUUGUUAUCAGUCCAACCGUGAUGAACUCCGGCGUCGCAUCAUCCAGUGGCUAGAAGCAGAGAUCAUUCCAGACGGCUGGUUCUCCAAAGGCAGCAACUACAGUGAAAUCCUAGACAAGUACUUUAAGAACUUUGAUAAUGGUGACUCUCGCUUGGACUCCAGCGAAUUUCUGAAAUUUGUGGAGCAAAACGAAACCGCCAUCAACAUCACCACCUAUGCAGACCAGGAGAACAACAAGCUUCUCAGAGGACUCUGUGUUGAUGCUCUCAUUGAACUGUCUGAUGAAAAUGCUGACUGGAAACUCAGCUUCCAAGAGUUCCUCAAGUGCCUCAACCCAUCCUUCAACCCUCCAGAGAAGAAGUGUGCCCUGGAGGAUGAAACAUAUGCUGAUGGAGCCGAGACUGAGGUGGACUGUAACCGCUGUGUGUGUGCCUGUGGAAACUGGGUCUGCACAGCCAUGACCUGUGACGGAAAGAAUCAGAAGGGGGCCCAGACCCAGGCAGAGGAGGAAAUGACCAGAUAUGUCCAGGAGCUCCAAAAGCACCAGGAAACAGCUGAAAAGUCCAAGAGAGUGAGCACCAAAGAGAUUUAA